Balaenoptera acutorostrata (minke whale) is the source of this 5926-nucleotide messenger RNA. RefSeq names its product Sp1 transcription factor (gene SP1). The transcript has 6 exons. Gene Ontology annotation, molecular function: DNA-binding transcription factor activity, RNA polymerase II-specific; RNA polymerase II cis-regulatory region sequence-specific DNA binding. Gene Ontology annotation, biological process: regulation of transcription by RNA polymerase II. Lineage: Eukaryota; Metazoa; Chordata; Mammalia; Artiodactyla; Balaenopteridae. The record is from RefSeq and is a predicted model, not a curated record. The coding region runs from base 76 to 2439 and encodes 787 amino acids.
AGCGUCCGCGUUUUUCCUGGCCCCCCCCAACCCCCCCGGACAGGACCCCCUUGAGCUCGUCCCUCGGCUGCCACCAUGAGCGACCAAGAUCACUCCAUGGAUGAAAUGACAGCUGUGGUGAAGAUUGAAAAAGGAGUUGGUGGCAAUAAUGGGGGCAAUGGUAAUGGUGGUGGUGCCUUUUCUCAGGCUCGAAGCAGCAGCACAGGCAGUAGCAGCAGCAGUGGAGGAGGAGGAGGGCAGGAAUCCCAGCCAUCCCCUUUGGCCCUGCUGGCAGCAACUUGCAGCAGAAUUGAGUCACCCAAUGAAAACAGCAACAACUCCCAGGGCCCAAGCCAGUCAGGGGGCACAGGUGAGCUUGACCUCACAGCCACACAACUUUCCCAGGGUGCCAAUGGCUGGCAGAUCAUCUCUUCUUCCUCUGGGGCUACCCCUACCUCAAAGGAACAGAGUGGCAGCAGUACCAAUGGCAACAAUGGCAGUGAGUCUUCCAAGAAUCGCACGGUCUCUGGUGGGCAGUAUGUUGUGGCUGCCACCUCCAACCUACAGAACCAGCAAGUCCUGACAGGACUGCCUGGAGUGAUGCCUAAUAUUCAGUAUCAAGUAAUCCCACAGUUCCAGACCGUUGAUGGGCAACAGCUGCAAUUUGCUGCCACUGGGGCUCAAGUGCAGCAGGAUGGUUCAGGUCAGAUACAGAUCAUACCAGGUGCAAACCAACAGAUCAUCACAAAUCGAGGAAGUGGAGGCAACAUCAUUGCUGCUAUGCCAAACCUACUCCAGCAGGCUGUCCCCCUCCAAGGCCUGGCUAAUAAUGUACUCUCAGGACAGACUCAGUAUGUGACCAAUGUACCAGUGGCCCUGAAUGGGAAUAUUACCUUGCUACCUGUCAACAGCGUUUCCGCAGCUACCUUGACUCCUAGCUCUCAGGCAGUCACGAUCAGCAGCUCUGGGUCCCAGGAAAGUGGCUCACAGCCUGUCACCUCAGGGACUGCCAUCAGUUCUGCCAGUUUGGUAUCAUCACAAGCCAGUUCCAGCUCCUUUUUCACCAAUGCCAAUAGCUACUCAACAACUACUACCACCAGCAACAUGGGAAUUAUGAACUUUACCACCAGCGGAUCAGCAGGGACCAACUCUCAAAGCCAGACACCGCAGAGGGUCAGUGGGCUGCAGGGAUCUGAUGCUCUGAACAUCCAGCAGAACCAGACAUCUGGAGGCUCACUGCAAGCAAGUCAACAAAAAGAGGGAGAGCAAAACCAGCAGACGCAGCAACAACAACAAAUUCUCAUCCAGCCUCAGCUAGUUCAAGGGGGACAGGCCCUCCAGGCCCUCCAAGCAGCCCCACUGUCAGGGCAGACCUUUACAACUCAAGCUAUCUCCCAGGAAACCCUCCAGAACCUUCAGCUUCAGGCUGUUCCAAACUCUGGCCCUAUCAUCAUCCGGACACCAACAGUGGGGCCCAAUGGACAGGUCAGCUGGCAGACUCUUCAGCUGCAGAACCUCCAAGUUCAGAACCCACAGGCCCAGACAAUCACCUUGGCCCCAAUGCAGGGUGUUUCCUUGGGGCAGACCAGCAGCAGCAGUACCACCCUUACACCUAUUGCCUCAGCUGCCUCCAUCCCUGCCAGCACAGUCACUGUGAAUGCUGCUCAACUCUCCUCCAUGCCUGGCCUCCAGACCAUUAACCUCAGUGCAUUGGGUGCUUCAGGAAUCCAGGUGCACCAGCUUCCAAGUCUGCCCUUGGCUAUAGCAAAUGCCUCAGGUGAUCAUGGAGCUCAGCUUGGCCUGCAUGGGGCUGGUGGUGAUGGAAUACAUGAUGACCCAACAGGCGGAGAGGAAGGAGAGAACAGCCCAGAUCCCCAACCCCAAGCUGGUCGGAGGACCCGGCGGGAAGCAUGCACCUGCCCCUACUGUAAAGAUAGUGAAGGAAGGGGCUCUGGGGAUCCUGGCAAGAAGAAACAGCACAUUUGCCACAUGCAAGGCUGUGGCAAAGUAUAUGGCAAGACCUCACACCUACGGGCACACUUGCGCUGGCAUACAGGCGAGAGGCCAUUCAUGUGUACCUGGUCAUACUGUGGGAAGCGCUUCACACGUUCGGACGAGUUACAGAGGCACAAACGCACACACACAGGUGAGAAGAAAUUUGCCUGCCCUGAGUGUCCCAAGCGCUUCAUGAGGAGUGACCACCUGUCAAAACAUAUUAAGACCCACCAGAAUAAGAAGGGAGGCCCAGGUGUAGCCCUAAGUGUGGGCACUUUGCCCCUGGACAGUGGGGCAGGUUCAGAAGGCAGCGGCACUGCCACCCCUUCGGCCCUCAUUACCACCAACAUGGUAGCCAUGGAGGCCAUCUGUCCAGAGGGUAUUGCCCGUCUUGCCAACAGUGGCAUCAACGUCAUGCAGGUGGCAGAUCUGCAGUCCAUUAAUAUCAGUGGCAAUGGCUUCUGAGAUCAGGCACCCGGGGCCAGAGACAUAUGGGCCAUACCCAUCAACCCUGGGAUGCAAGGUAGCAUGGGUCCAAGAGACAUGUGGGAGAGAGAGCCAUGAGGCAUUAAAAAUGCAUGGUGGUGGGAAGAAUUGGGGGAGGGAUACAAGAGAAGAGAUGGGGUCCUGGCAUCCACCUGUAUCAUCAGUACCUCCUUGAAGUGGGAAACAUUAGUGAAAAUUCUGUUGGUGCCACCCUUUGAUGAGCAUUUGUUUGACCCCAAACAGUUUCUUAACACUUCUUACCCCAGCCUCCACUUCCUGCAUUUCCCUUCUCAGCUCCCCCAUGAUGGAUCCCCCCCCUUUCCUAAAGCCAUCAUGCCUUGAUAAAUAUAUAUGAUCAUUGAAAUACUUUUUAACAAAAAACAGAUUCUAUAUUAUAUAUAUAUAUAUAUAUAUAUAAAAAAGAUAUAUAGAGAUGCAUUUGCAGGGGUUGGCUGGGAGGAGGAAGGAGACCAUUCUGUGACCAAAAUAACUUGGUCAUUUUUUUUUAUAUUGCCUUAUUUCCUUAUGGCUGAGCCUUGUUGUGACACAUCAAGAUUUUCUAUAGAUGUUGUCUUGGCUUCCCACCAGAUUAAGCAUUUAUAUGCUCUGCUUUUAGUUUAUAUAUACAUACAUAAUGUUUUCCUUUCUUAAUUUUGUCUUUUAAUUUGGGAUCAGCUUCUUGCACUCCUUCCUUGACUCAACCAUUUCUGUCUCCCCUUCUCUCACCUGAUCACUUCAUGCUUUGUUUUUGGUAGUGGUCCCUGGAUGAGGCACUUCUGUCAUUCUUUUAAAGUCCUUAGUCCCAGCAGCAGAAUAGAGAAGCCUUGAAGCUCAGGCGAAUGCUUGAGGUAGCUGUGAAGAGAGUGUUCAAAAUACUACUGACGCAGGCACCCUCUUGGCGCUGGAGAGUCAAAGGCACCUCUCUCUUCAUUAGCUGCUCUAAGCAUCAAGAAUCAGAAGUCCUUCUAUGGAAUUGUACAAGAGACCCUUUGAAGGUUAUAAUCUGGGAUCAGUUUAUAUAAACUGUGAAAAGAUGGUCAAAUAAUAGGUAGGGGCUUUCAAUAGGAAAAUGAUGUGCUCAGAAGCGGAAGUGACUCAAGUAGUCCAGUUCAGCAGUUAGUGGAUUAUUUGGACCUUUGUACAACUGUCUUCCAAGGUAGCUCUCAGCUUUGAUGUGUGGGCUUCUGAGUUCACAUUCUGAAAGGAAAUACACUUCCUCUUUUGAACAUCCCCAGUAGUUUCUUUCCCAUUAUGUUAUUAAGGAGCAUCAGCCAAUGAACCUGUUCUGGGUUUCCAUUCUGCAAAACUCCAGAGCAUGGACCAGUGGCAAGGCAGUGGUUCUUUGAUCUUUUCCCUUAACUCUUCCUUGGGUGGUUCCUAAGGGGAAAGGAAGCACACACGAUCACGGGAAUGAUAGCCCAGAACAAAAAGAAAUCUUGUCUUACCACUGUGGUUUAUAGGAGAGAUCAGGAAAAACCAUCCUGCUUUCUCCAUGGCCUGAUUGCUGAAGAGACUGAUCCAAAAAUUAUAGCGGCAGGGAACUCUUAGUGCAUUUGGCACUGAGAUUUAAAUGCAACCAGAGUUGUCCUCAAGGCCCAGCCAUUAAAACAUUGUCUCUCUCGACCUUCUGGUAUCUUGUCAGAGAGCUUUUCACUGUGAGGAAGUGUGGAAAUGGCUGUGUGUAUGUGUGUAAUCUGUUAGGUUGGGGAUAGGUUUUCUGUUAGCCAAUACUAUAAGAGACCUGCAAUAAAAAAUUACCCUAAUCUGAUAGAAAGUGAAGUGUUUGUGUAUGACUGUGUGUGAAUGUGUGUUUGUGCCUGUAUAUAUCUACACGCAGAUGAGAAAUUAAUAUUUGAAAUUGUUGGAAAAUAAAUCAAAUUCAGAUCAAAUGCUUUUCAGGCCCAUUACCUAGAAAUCUAUCUUAAAACCUGGGUAUGUUCCUGAGGUCAUUUCUUUGCUUUUGCUAAAUUAGUUACAAUUAUGAAUGGGGGAUAUUCUACUGCACUUUUAAAAGAAGAAACUAUUUUUGUGUUUGAAAGUGAAACCAACAUCCAGAUCUAUAGCAGAGUCCUAGUUCCUUUCAUGAAUCUAUUUACCUUGACUACAAAUAGAUGAUGCUAUAAUUCUACUAUAUAUUUUAUAUAAAAUCUAUCCAAAUUAGGGUUUGGGUAAGUUUGUGUUGUUGUUUAACCUGAAAUACAAUAACUUAAUCUAAACAAAAGUUUACUCCAUUUGGUCCUUUCUCAGCAGACUUAAUACUGUUUUUAACACAGGAAGUAUUGCAAGGAACUUCUCCCCAGAUCAAAUUCUAUUAAUACUGAAGUAAAAGUUAUCCAUGCCCAGCCACUUAUCGCACCCUUUGUCCCCUCUGAAAGGCAGAACUCAGAACCUGUUAUUUUAUGUCUGUAAUCAUGUUCAUAGGCAUCUUCUGGAGGAAAGGGGCAGGAUAACUCACUGAAGUGUGAGUAUUCACUAGAGAUUUCAAGGAAUGGAAUCUUCCCCAGUAUGAAGUUAUUAGAUAUAAACUAGCUUAAUGAUGCUGAAGCCUACAAGCUUUUAGAAGGUUAUUUGAUGAUGUUUUUCUCUGGAAUGGAAUGCUGGUUUACCCUCAACUCCAUUCAUUAGCAUGAGUGAAUUUAUAUCCAGUUCUUUCCACUUGCCCUAUUUUCUUCUCACCAAGGAAGCUCCAGAUCCAGUAUCUUGUUUGGCCCUAAAACUGAAGCAGCUUCUGCUUUUGUCUCCCAGCAACAGUAAGUCACUCAGUCUUUUCCACAGGAAGUUAGGAGCCCACAUUCCUUGAGUCAGGAGUUUAUUGAUGAAACUCCCUUUCCCUGAACUUUUUGCCAGAAGAAAUUAAUGUAACUGACAGGCUAUUGAUUCUAAAUUUUUUUCAAGAGUUGCUUUUUUAUUUAACUUCUUAAUGACCAAACCUUGUGGGGUGGGGGGUGCCCAGAGGAGUGGUAAUAUUAUUCCCUUGUCCGUUGAGGUUGCCCAGUCACAUUUAUCUGCUUAUCAUUUGACUGUCUGACUUUUUACCCAGAGCAGUAACAACCCACACCAUCUUCCUUCAGGGACUUCCCAGCUGGCACUCUGUUUGUGGGUGCUGUGCAGAAUGCAAUUUAACAGACAUUUCUCAGAGUUCAGAAUAGAUAGAACUCUUGAUCCCAGAAAGUAUAGACUGAAGUGUGGUGUAAAGAUUAUGAUUGGGGGAGGGUUAGAGACAAAGGCUGUAAAUUACUAUGGCUGAUUGAUUUUAUUUCUACUAUAUACAUAUAUAUAUUUUUUGCUUUUAUAUAUCCUAUAUAGGAAACUAAGCAUUGUAUUUUUUUAACAAAUCUGAGAAAGCACUAUGAACUGCAGAUGUUUGACUUCAGAAUAUAUUUUGUAUUGUUAAUAUCUUCACAUUGUGUGAAUACUGGAAGCUGCAGAUCUUUGCUAGGACGCAAUAAAUUUAUAUACCUUUUGA